Molecule: messenger RNA, 1315 nt
Organism: Funneliformis mosseae
Lineage: Eukaryota; Fungi; Glomeromycota; Glomeromycetes; Glomerales; Glomeraceae
Source: the annotation of a GenBank genome assembly
AAUGGAUAUAGAAAUUAAUGAUCAAAUUUUUGAAUUUGUUAAAUUAUUUUCAGAAGCGAAAACCAUGUCAGUCAAUACUUGGAACAAAGAAAAAGUGCAAUAUUGUAUUAGACUUGCAACUGGAAUAGAAUUCUAUUUAUUUGAUUUUGAGAAUGAUACCAAAUAUAAAGAGUAUCUCUUUAGUGAACUUGUCAAGAAAAUAAAAAUGACAACAGAAGCUUGUGCUGAUCUUGAGAAAUCGAUACCUUCAAUAGAUGAGAUUUGUAACUGUCAACGUUUAUUAUAUAGAACAUUACUAAAAAAUCCUUAUCUAAGUCUUGAUGUGCUUGCUUACGUUAUAGAAACUUAUGAUCCGUUAUUUGAUAGUGACAAAAAAAAGAGCUUCGUUAAGGAUGUCAUAAUUGGAAGUAAAUCUGCAGUGAUUGCAGAUGUAUUAACAGGAGUUCAGAUGACAUUUUUAGAAGGCGUAUCUCGUCUCAAAAGUGCAACAAAUGCUAAAGAUUACAUUGUGUCAUCAUUUAAAGAAGAAUACUCUUUUAAGUUGCUACCAAAAACUAUUUCAUAUCGCGCGGCUGCAAAAUUACUUAUUAGAGAUUGUUCAAGAUAUAUCACUGAAGGUGGAUUACUUCAAUACAAUAAAUAUUUAAUAAUAAAAAAAUUUUCAGAUUAUAUUAACAAAUCACCGCAAAAUUUGGAAAUCCUUUUUCAUGCUUAUAUAAUUACGCUUGAGAUUCGUGAAAAUUAUCUUGACAAGAACGAGGAAGAACCAUUAAUACCGGCAGAUAUGUAUGAACCUUUACUGGAUUAUAUUUUGUCGGUAAUAGAUGAAAAAUCGAGAUUACCUUAUCUAGAAGUUGAUUCUGCAGCUUUAGAGCCUCAAAUUUGGAGAUUACAUCCUUGGAUGCUGGCAAAGAUUUCAUAUCAUGAUGAAACUUUCUUUUUGAAAUACCGUAACAAAUUAACGGAAUGUACUCGACAAGAACAAAGAAUAAUGGUUGAUGAUUCUCUAUCGUCAAUGAUUGAGCCCAAAAUGUUUUACAGGCAAAUCCAUGUUCACGAAAAUGAUAGCAAAAUUGAUUAUGAAUUGAUGGAAAAAUUACAUAAACAAUGGAAUAUACUAAUAAAUGUGUUUGAUAAAAGAAGAGCCGAUAAGCUAGUUGAUUUUCUAAAAGAGGAGUGGAUAAUAUUUAAAAAAAAAUUUACAAAUUAUGAAUAUAAUAAAGCUUCAGAUUGCAUUUUCAAGAAUAUGUUUAUUCAAACCUGGAUGAUUUUUUUUAAAGAACUUGGAGUACAAAUUGAAAGUUCUCUACCAUAA